Molecule: messenger RNA, 8169 nt
Organism: Eublepharis macularius
Lineage: Eukaryota; Metazoa; Chordata; Lepidosauria; Squamata; Eublepharidae
Gene: ARHGAP31
Product: Rho GTPase activating protein 31
Exons: 12
Coding region: 177-4547 (1456 amino acids)
Biological process (GO): small GTPase-mediated signal transduction
Molecular function (GO): GTPase activator activity
Source: RefSeq, a predicted model, not a curated record
UUAAUGUUGAUCCUUCCAGCUGGAAGUUCUUCUGGACUUUUGAUGUCGCUGACCGGAAACGGGACCCAGGCAAGGAGGGUCUGAAGAAAGGGGAGACCUUUGCACUUGUCGCAAGCAAAGUGAGGGGGGUGGGGGGGAAGGAAGGAGGGAGGUAAACCUCUUUUUGGAACUAACUCAUGAAGAACAAGGGAGGAAAGCCGAAACUUAAAAGGAAAGGAGCCACGAACGUAUUUGGCUGUGAUCUGACGGAAUAUCUGGAGAGCUCUGGACAAGAUGUUCCACCUGUUUUGAAGAGCUGCGCAGAGUUCAUAGAGACUCACGGCAUUGUGGACGGAAUCUACCGGCUUUCUGGAGUGACCUCCAACAUUCAGAAGCUGAGGCAAGAGUUUGCCUCUGACCAGUGCCCAGACCUGACAAGGGAAAUUUACCUCCAGGACAUUCACUGUGUGGGGUCACUGUGCAAGUUAUACUUUCGGGAGCUACCCAAUCCACUCCUCACUUAUGAACUUUACAAGAAAUUCACGGAGGCGAUUUCAAGCUGUCCUGAGGAAGAACAAUUGGUCCAAAUACAGAAUGCCAUCCAGGAACUUCCGCCGUCUCAUUAUAGGACAUUGGAAUACCUGAUCAAGCACUUGACUCAUCUAGCAUCCUUCAGCAGCAUGACCAACAUGCACACCAGGAAUUUGGCCUUGGUGUGGGCCCCUAACCUGCUCAGGUCAAAGGAAAUUGAGGCUGUGGGAUGCAAUGGAGACGCAGCAUUCCUGGAGGUGCGAGUCCAGCAAUUGGUGAUUGAGUUUAUAUUGAACCACAUGGAUGAAAUCUUUAAUGAGCAUGUCUUGGCCAGACCAAAGGAGAUUGAGGAGAAUAAGCCUGUUGUGAAGAGCUUGACACUGCCUUCCACUUCUCUUCCCAUGAAGCUGGUAAGCCUGGAAGAAGCUCAGGCCCGAAGCCUGUCAGCUUGCCACCCUGCCCGCAAGGAGAGGAGGGAGAACAGUUUGCCUGAAAUUGUUCCUGUCACAGGCUCUUUCUUUCAUACCGUACUUGACCUACCAGAUGGCAAGAGAAAAUUAUCCACAAAAUCCAAGAAAUGGAAGUCUAUCUUCAACCUGGGCCGAUCUGGAUCAGAAUCCAAGUCAAAACUGAACCGAAACGGGAGUGUAUUUGUGCGAGGGCAGAAGCUCUCUGAAAAAGCAACCAUUCGGCCAGCCAAAAGCAUGGACUCGCUGUGUUCGCUUCCAGUAGAAGGGAAUAAUGAGAAAGGCCACUUCAAACGCACAGCUGUGGCUGGAGGCUUUUUUGUUCCAGUGAUGAAACCACGGAUGGGGGGACCAGGUGGCUCUUCUGAUCUCAACAGGCUGGAGAAUGAGUGGGAUCCCCAGGCCACUGUGAAAGGGGCAGAGGGAGGGGCAGAGGACCGCAGAGACAAAGAUCCAUCUCAACCAACCCAAAUCAGACCCCUCCCUGAACAGCUGAAAGUUUUCCGGCCCAUAGAUGACCCAGAGAGUGAGCAGACCUCCCCAAAGAUGUGCCGUAUGUUCUACACUUCCAGUGAUGGAGCUACCAAAUCAGGAUUCCAUGGAACGCUCUUCCCCCUGGAGGCCUCCCCUCGGCACCAGCGGAAAGCCUUGAAUAUUUCAGAGCCCUUUGCUGUUUCAGUGCCCCUUCGAGUGUCUGCUGUCAUCAGUAUCAACAGUACCCCCUGCCGUAUGCCUGUGAAAGAAAAGGCUGUCCUCUCCAGUCUACAAGAAUCUUCUUCCUUGGGCUUAGACUGUGCCAUUUCUACAGCCCUAGAAGAAGCUAGGCCAGAACAUACUACAGUCAAGGAGGAAAAGAUGGCUGAGGCCAAAGCAGGAGCAGAUUCUGUCGCUGAAAAAAUGACAACAGCGAAGAAGCCUGAGACCUUAAAUAUUCCUCAACCAUCAACCACAAUUCUGGAGACAAAAAGUAGUGUCAAGAGCUCAGCUUCAGAAGAGAAAGAUAACCAUGAACAGAAACCCCCAGCAGCAGGAGAUGAAGCCGGCCAGCUAGAGAGGAAGACCAGGCCGGAACGAGGCUGCUGGCAGCCAGAGGGGCCACGCAGUGGAGCAGAGGACUCCUCACUCCUAAGUGAGCAGGCUGAUGACAAUCAUUCCAAAGCUUUGAUGGAACCGUUGUGGCCAGAAAUUCAACAGGAGCUGAAAAUUGUUGAGUCUGAAGAAGAGGUCUCAUUCCCACGGGCGCUUGGUCCAGAGGCAGCCCAGAAACAGCAAGAGUUUACACCCAGUCCUGCGUCCCUUUCCUCCUCAGAAGCAAACUGUUUACCGUGUAGUUCUGAGCUAUCUCCAGCAUCAACCAAAGGAGAAAACACAGUCAGAAACUUACCGACUGUACUUCACAUUCCUUUGUUUGGUGCCUCUUCCAAAGGAUCAACAGAGUCACCUUCCUGUGGCUCCAAACUGCUCAGCGAAAAGGAUGGUGCUUCUUCCACUUUAUCAAAAGUAGAAAAUAACCCACAUGAAUUACCUUGUCCAAAGGAAUGUCUGGAGAUGGAGGAUACCAGGAAUGACUUUCCACCUCAGCCUGAAGACUGGAAGCUUUCAUUAGAACUACAAGAAAACAUAACUCUUUCAAGAGAUGAGUUAUCAUAUCUCAAAGAAAGGCAUGUAGAACAGUUAGAGUGGGAAAAUAAUGCUUUGUUUCUUCAAAGAGAGAAGGAAGGUGCUACUGUAACUCAGACACAGAAAACCGAUAAAGCAUUUUCGGAUCUAAGAAACCUGGCCAGUCUAAGUAGUAUUGGAGCCCACCAGCUCAAAGAGAGUAGUAUGAAUGAUACCCAAGACUUUCUUGACCAGCAAGAUGAUGAAACAUGGACAGAUCACGUGCAGACCUUAGAGUUGGUGGAGCCAUGGGAAGAUCACCAGUGGGUUACCAGUCCUCUCCAUUCUCCUACUUUCAAGGACACUCAAGGAAAGGCACUUCACGAGUUUCAGGCAACAUGCCAAGGAACUGGCAGGGCCCAUUUCAAAAAGCCUUGUUUCAGUCGUAGCUUUUCCUUAGACAGUAAAGACUCUGUGAGAAGGCACUGGGCUAUCCAGUCACCUUUCACAAGUACAGGUAAGGAGCGCCUUUAUGAGGACUUCCUACCAGGAAUCAAGCAACCCCCACAAGCACUGUGGAAAGAAAGUGACAGAGUAGAAGCUUGGUUAAAUCUUUCAGAGGAACCUUCCAAGCCAGAUGAAUCCAGCAGAAGACCUCUGAGCCGUGAAGCAGGCUUUGCAGCUAGAGAACUACUGUCUGAGCAUGAAGGACCGUAUCCUGUCACUCAUAAGAUCUUGAAUGAGAAGAAAAUAUACGAAGACAAAAAAAGCCAGGAAGAUUUAAAGCUUGAGUCUCCUCUGCUGCAGUUUAAUUCUGAAGAUAACUUAAGUUCAAGCAGUCCAGAAAAAGGAACACCCGGAAUUCAGCAGACUGGUGGUGACAUGGGAACUACUUUCAUCAAAGAUCUAUGCUGUGCUAAAGAUUUACAGAGUAGUAAAAAUGAAGGCACCCCACGCAAGGGGAAGCCAAGACCCACUUCUCUAAAUCUGGAUUCUGUCCUUCCAGCUGCCAACCUUUUUAACUUCGAGAGCCUUUCCGUGCCUACUCCACCUGGGAACAUGGUGUGCGGGCCAAAAGAGAUUAGAGGCAGUGAUUCUGUCCCAUCAUUACCGCUUGCCUGCCCAAACAGGGAUAAAGCAGAUCUUUGGGGUUCUCAUUUUGAUCACCAAGACCUAGACUUAGACUAUAUCAUGAUGGCUCAUGCUUCUACUGGUCGCCGUAACUCUGCUCCAGUGAGUGUCUCAGCAGUGAGAACAUCUUUCAUGGUUAAGAUGUGCCAGGCUAGAGCUGUACCAGUCAUACCACCCAAGAUUCAGUACACUCAAGUCCCCCAGCCUCUGCAGACACAAAACCCCAACUGUAGGGCUCAAGAGACCAAGGAAGUAGAAGCCAAUAUAGGCCAACGUAAGCCAACUCAAAAUGCUCAGGGUCAACUGCAGCCCCCAAAGAGUCCUCAGGGAGAAAGGAAAGGGAAAGAAAAUAACAGUGCAACCCUUAUGGAUUCAGCAGCAACUCGAAAGAUAGAACCAUCCCUGUCCAAUCAUAAUUCCAUACAGGAUGUACCCAUACUUCGCCGAAAGCGUACUUCUGAAGGAGAGACCACAACAGACAACCCACAGUGCUCAAAAAUGGAAAGGCCAUCAGGGGUUUCCAAGCCUUCAUACAGAUCUAGACCAGGGAGACCUCAGAGCCUUAUCCUGUUCAGCCCUCCCUUUCCCAUCAUGGACCAUCCAUCUUCCUCUGCAGACUCCAGGGUGUUACUUUCUCCCAUAAGAAGCCCUUCACAAACCACGCCUCCUGGUCUUGUUUCGAAUGAUUUGUCAGGGACAACCUCAGAGGGGGUCACUCUUCGGAACAAGAUGACCAUUCCCAAGAAUGGCCAGAGACUAGAGACUUCCACAAGCUGUUUUUACCAACCCCAGAGGAGGUCUGUCAUUCUGGAUGGGAGAAGUGGGAGGCAGAUAGAAUAAUGCCCACUCACCUUCACUUCUCUUCCCUGGUGGAUGAGAUGGGAGUGGUCACACUGAGAACUAGAUUGAGGUAACUGUUGUUACCUGCUUACUAUUCAAAAAUAACUUGCUUGCCAACGCCCAACAAUCCGUAUUUUACAGCUAGUCACUUUGAAUUGACAGGCAGAGUGUUCUGUGGGUUUGGCUUCCCAUCCACACUGGAAAAGGACAUGUCAGUCAAAGCAACAUUCUGCACCACGGAAAGGAGCAGUCAGUCCUUUUUUCCUCAGCUGAAAACUCUCCCUCAUCCCCCUACUUCUCAGCAACAUUCUAGCAGUAGUUAAGAACUGCAGGGAGCAUCUCAGCAACACUGACUCCUGUUGGGUCUUGACUGGUAGUAUUCCAGAGAUCCCAGUCAGUAUCUCCUUUGCCACAAGUUUAUGUACAAACUUACAAGGAACGUUGUGAUGAGAAUGAUGAGUGUGAAGGGCACUCAGAAAGUAGUUGGAGGGGGAAUAUGAUGUCUUUGAGCUAAGACCCUAUACUGAUAGGCAGUUGUUGAGGGUAAGCGCCUGCUUGUUUCCAUGGGCUUGUUCUGUAGCAGCUCUUUAUACGUUUAUUGUUAAUUAAGAGCUAACAGCAAGAUUUUUGUGUUAAUUGGCCAUAGAUAAUUGUACAAAUAGCCAUCUAAAACUACUUGCUCUCUCAACAGUUGGUGCAGUUAGCAAUGCAGCACCAAGGAAAGCCCCCCUUGCUGCUGAACCUGUUGAGGCUCUUCUAGAAAGCACUGUGUCUACCUUGCUAACUUUUGCUGUGAUGGCAGCUGUAGGUCUCAGUAGCUGCAAAAGGAAAGGUAGACAGGGCAGUUACAAUAAGUUGCACUCCAGCACAUUCGCUGCGUGUUUAGAUUCCGCUGCUCUUUAUUUGAGAACCGUCUCGGUAGGGUUUCUUUUUCUUCCAGAAUAAGUGUGGCUGCUGUUUGUUCAGAAGGAGCUUGUUCUUUAAGCUGCCAUUUAGACAGCAUCAUCAGGGCUGUAGGUGGCAAGGAUGUAGGAUCUGGAUUGGCAAAAAAAACCCCAACAGUGCUAAUUCAUGGCUGUGAGUCACUAAGUGGGGCUCUCAAGGUUUCAGAAUUUAAAACAAAAAUUAAAGUUCAUCUUGUCAAAGAACAGGGUCUUGAUCACAAAGCUAUGAUCUACAGCCACAUUUUUUCCCUCCAGGAUGAAUUGUAGUUGGAUUUGAGACCUGGCUGCAGGCAAAGAAGAUGUAGAUUCAGCUACUCAGUAGUGCAGCUUAGAAUAUGUUAUAGCAUGCCCCCCCCCAAAGUAUUGUUUGAAUAGGUUAGCUGCACUUUUGUACCUUGGGCCAAAACUCUGUAGUGCCUUGCAACUCACUAACCACCUGUGACACAAGCAUUGCUGCCUAGUACCUGCAGCCCUCAUUGUAAAAGGCUGCUUCAUACAGCAACAUGGAUGCCCCUUAUUUGAGACUCCAAUGUUCUGGGUGUCCCCUGAACACAUGAAGCUGCCUUGGACUGAAUCAGACCCUUGGUCCAUCAAGGUCAGCAUUGUCUAAUCAGACUGACUGUAGCUCUCCAGGGUCUCAAGCGGAGGUCUGUCACAUCACUUACUAUCUGAUCCUUUAAACUGGAGAUGUCGGGGAUUGAACCUGGGACCUUACACAUGCCAAAAAGAUGCUCUACCACUGAGCCACUGAGCUGUCAGAGUUUUUGGCAGCUGCAUGUGCUACCAGGUUUAUUCAUGGCACAGAAUUUAUGAGAUUUGGAAAAGACAGCAAAGAAAAAACAAGAGAUGUCAUUUCUUUGUCUGCAAGAGCACAGGGUGGAGCUCUGUUGGACUACUCUCUUAAGUGCAAAUAAGGAGGAAUCAGUGUAGGGGUGAAGCAGGUCAUAUGAACAGAAGGAAGGAGAUUAGUGUGGUAUUCUUCUCCAAGAACAGCAGGGAAGGUUUACUUGUCUUGGCAGAAUGGAAGAAUUGCCUAACUACAUGAGAAGGGAGGUGUGCAGGAUUCACCUGAUUGGAAGGGAUGGCCCCUUUGACAAACAGAAUUUGCUUUAGACCUUUGACUCAUUUGCCAAGAUCAGAGAACUUUUCAGAAACAGUUUUUAUAUGUUAUGGCUUCAGCAUAUGUUCAAGUGAUAACGUGUGGAAGCUUCACCAAAGCCUAAGCAGUUUCCAGUUUCCAUUGAUGGCUGUGUAGAAACAAAAAAUUUCAAGAUGCAAACCAGAUCUUAUUGCUAGCCUUUCCUGUCUUCAGAGAUUUAAAAAAAUAGCUGAACGUUAAUUGUGUGUUAAAUUUUAUGUAUAAACAGAACAUAUAUAAAUAUGCUAAAGUGUAAUGAAAAACUAAAUGGGCUAAGCAGCAUCCAUCAUGUCCAUGAAUUUUAGAUGGAUCUGAUAUACAAAAAUUACUCUUCGCUAAAAACUCUUUUUUUCCCAAGCUUUUUAUAAAGAGUGUCUUUGAGGAGCAACAUUUUAAUCCCGCCAGUCAGGAAUAAAUCUCUCCCACCGAGCCUCUUCUGUAUUAUCUCUAGGGCUGCUCAAAUACCUGCCAGUCGAGCUCGCUUCCCAUUUGCAAAGGUUGAUCAAGCAACCAAGUAAUCAAGCUGUUUACAACCUGUUCAUCAUGUGUAUUUGCAGGAACAGGCAGCAUGCAGCUGCCAGAGGUCGACUCCCAAUUGAUGAGGGAUCAGCUAGGAGUUAGCAUCUGAUCUCCUGCUGGGGGGAAAUCAAGAGCUGACUCUCAGCUGAUCAGAUGUUCUGAUCUCCCAUCCUGGAAAAGUUUGCUGCCUCCAAGACUUGCUGAGAUGCAACAGGUGGGGGUGGGGGUGGGGGUGGUCAGAAACGCAACUGAUUUCUCCCCACCUCACACUGUCUGUGUGGACUGCAGGGCAAAGGAGAAGAAGGAACACUUUCUCCUUUCCCUGCUGCAAUGCAGAUCAAAAGCACUGCUUCUGUCCCAGCCCGGCUUGGAGGGGAAGGGAGCGAAAUGAGCUGUUUUUCCUCUUCCUCUUGGCAACUUCACUGUGUAGCUGUUUUGCUGAGUGGGGGUGGAUGAGAACCCAAUUUCCAGCUGAUUGGGGGUUUCAGCUUCUGAGCAGUAGGCAGCUACAAACUUGUUUGCCAACUAUUCGAUACCAUCUGGACAUAUCCCGGACUGGCUCACAGUCUGAUUGUGAGGGUCGAACAAAGUAAGAUGCACUGCCAAACAGGUUGUCUGAGAAAUGUGUGACAUCCUUAAUUGUCUUCUUGCCAGGUGUAGGCAACCUUUUUUGGGCCAAGGGUUGGAAAAAACAGAAGGUUUUCCAACAAUUUCCUGUGAAAUUGUUGGUGAGCUGGCAAAAACUGGGGGAGGGGACGGUUGUACUUGGUGAAGAGGUCUGGGACACCCAUCGACAUGUUUGCAUUUCAUUUGCUAGUCCCGGUGGGUAUAGUUUUCAUGGAAUGUUGUUGCUCCUACAGUCUAUCUGCUUUUGUGCCUUAACAGCUUUAGAGUUUUGCCAAGUCUCAGCCAUGAGAUUAAACUGGAGUUUUAUAUUUUAAAAGUAGAUGCGUCCUGGUGAUGUUUGGGGACAUAUUUAUCCAUUGUGAUCUGAAAAAUACAAUGAACACUGCUUCUAUUA